Messenger RNA from Pimephales promelas (fathead minnow), 2879 nucleotides. Its product is annotated as piggyBac transposable element-derived protein 4. NCBI's taxonomy places the organism in Eukaryota, Metazoa, Chordata, Actinopteri, Cypriniformes, Leuciscidae. The record is from RefSeq and is a predicted model, not a curated record.
CUAUUAUAUUGAAACUGCGCAUGCGCGAAUAAAGCAGUUGUGGCGAAACUGCGCAUGCGCGGGGUGAAACUGCUGGUGUAAAACAGUGUGGCUCUGCAGACAGACAGAUAUUAUUGGUAAAUGCACCUUUUAGCUGGUUUGCUCCUAAAGAAGAAGAUCCGUCGUCCACGUUGGUGUGCGUCAUUACGCAUGAACCAAGCUCUGAUGUUGUGGAGAGAGAGACGCACGGCAAAUAUAUUUUGAGGAGGGAGAGAGAGACGCAUGGCAAUGUUGUUGUUUUGAAGGAUACACAGAGAAACACGGAGAAAAAUGGAUUGUCAGGCAAGCAUGGACUUAAAUGAAUCGCUGGACUUUUUUAAUGACGUGCAGGAUGAUGGAUUUUCAGGAGAAGAGAGCUUUUUGACCGAUGAGGAACUAGAUUACCAGGAUGGUCUAGACCCCGCUGAAGAUGGUGAUAAUGAAGAAGACACCAGCCCACCCACCCAAACCAGCCAGGAAAGCUCCCAUUCGUCCGCUGAGGAGGACCCUUCCACUCCUGCUGCAGAAUCCCAGGAACCGCCAGGAAUAGAUGACGGACGGAUGCAGUCACGGUCGAGGUCAAGAUCCAGAUCCGGCAGUCCUGAAUCCACUAGGUCGAGAUCUAGAUCACCACAGCCAGCAGCCACAACUCCUUCAUGGAAGAGUGAGCAUCAGCCAGACAUCCCUCCAGAUCCCAAAAGUGGUGAUAAUGAAGAAGACACCAGCCCACCCACCCAAACCAGCCAGGAAAGCUCCCAUUCAUUCGCUGAGGAGGACCCUUCCACUCCUGCUGCAGAAUCCCAGGAGCCGCCAGGAAUAGAUCACGGACGGAUGCAGUCACGAAAGAGAGCGCGAUCAAGGUCAAGAUCCAGAUCCGGCAGCUCGAGGGGUCGACAGAGUCCUGAAUCCACUAGGUCGAGAUCUAGAUCACCACAGCCAGCAGCCCCAACUCCUUCAUGGAAGAGUGAGCCUCAGCCAGACAUCCCUCCAGAUCCCAAAAGUGGUGAUAAUGAAGAAGACACCAGCCCACCCACCCAAACCAGCAAGGAAAGCUCCCAUUCGUCCGCUGAGGAGGACCCUUCCACUCCUGCUGCAGAAUCCCAGGAGCCGCCAGGAAUAGAUCACGGACGGAUGCAGUCACGGUCACGAAAGAGAGCCCGAUUAAGGUCAAGAUCCAGAUCCGGCAGUCCUGAAUCCACUAGUUCGAGAUCUAGAUCACCACAGCCAGCAGCCCCAACUCCUUCAUGGAAGAGUGAGCUUCAGCCAGACAUCCCUCCAGAUCCCAAAAGGUUCGUCCCAACAAGAAAGCCAGGGCAUCAGCUCAACUCCACAUCCACAUACACAGCAUUGAACCUUUUCAAACUUUUUGUCAGUGAGAGUGCAGCAAUCAUUAUGUGUAAUAACACAAACAAAAACGCUGCAAAAAACAUCGCAAAUGGCAAAAAAUAUCUCUGGAAAAACCUCACCGUCGAAGAAUUUUUCAAAUAUGUAGGACUGACUUUCUAUUUUGCACUGUUGAGACUCUCAAAUAUCCGAAACUACUGGAGGACAAACACCAUUUUCAGCCAUCCGUUCCCCCCCUCGGUGAUGACACGUGACAGGUAUCAGGUCAUUUCCUGGAACAUCCACAUGAGCGACCCCGAUGAAGAUGUCCAGAACGACCAAAAAAAAGGGACGCCAGCUUAUGACCGGCUGUUUCGUCUGAAGCCCCUUUUAAAUGACGUCCAACAGGCAUGCAGAGCAUUUUAUCACCCACGGCAGAACCUUUCCGUGGACGAGAGGAUGGUGGCAACAAAGGCUCACACUGGCAUGACCCAAUACAUAAAGGCGAAACCAACUAAGUGGGGCUUCAAACUUUUUGUGCUGGCAGACAGCAGCACUGGGUACACUUUAGACUUUGCUGUGUACACUGGGAAGUCUGCGUUUGCUUCUGGUUUAGGACUGGCAUACGACUCGGUCAUGUCCCUCUUGAACAAAUCAUCCCUAGGGAGUGGCUACCAUUUGUAUGUAGACAACUUCUACACAAGUCCAAAGCUAUUCAUGGAUCUCCACAACAUGAACUUCGGAGCAUGUGGCACCUACAGGGACAACAUGCUGGGAUCCCCCCGCGCAACUAAAAACGCCAUGACAAAAAAGGAUCCCAGGGGCACCAUCAGGUGGAUCCGUGAUGGCCCUUUGGUUUUUGUAAAGUGGAUGGACGCUCGGGAAGUCUCAAUCUGCUCCACGAUUCACCCGGCCUUCUCUGGCAACACGGUUGAGAGAAGGGUUAGAAGAACUGAUGGAAGCUGGAAGGCCAAAUCCAUUCCAUGCCCAACCCCAAUCACUGAAUACAACAAGAAUAUGGGAGGUGUUGAUCUCUCUGAUCAACUCAUCCAAUACUACUCCGUUCACCAUAAAACUAUGAGAUGGUACAGGACGUUGUUUUUCCAUUUUUUGGACAUUGCCGCGACCAACAGUUACUUGCUUCACAAGGAGGUUUGUGCAGAGAAGCAGCAACAGCCCAUGACCCACAGGGCUUUUCUUGAGGAGCUGACAGCCCAACUCUGCAGUGUUACAGUUGCUGUUGCCCCCACCCAGCAACAAAGUAACCAUGUACCUGUGCCAAUAUCAGACCAAACUGAAACCAGCAAGAAGGCCUCCUAUGGUAGAAGGCAGUGUGUGAACUGCAAGCAGAAAAGGCAGGCCAAACAGGCCACCCCUUGGAAAUGCAAAGCCUGUGACGUGGCCCUCUGUGUGAUUCCUGAUAGGAACUGUUUUGAGGCAUGGCACCAGUGAACAUAGAUCUCCAUAAUAAAGGCUAGAUGUCUCGUCCGCGCUGCUGGCCAAUGGAGGUCGACGUCUGCAACUGGCGGCCAUCUUGU